Messenger RNA from Sorghum bicolor (sorghum), 1167 nucleotides. RefSeq names its product transcription factor bHLH47-like. Lineage: Eukaryota; Viridiplantae; Streptophyta; Magnoliopsida; Poales; Poaceae. Gene Ontology annotation, molecular function: protein dimerization activity. The coding region runs from base 184 to 999 and encodes 271 amino acids. The record is from RefSeq and is a predicted model, not a curated record. The transcript is spliced from 5 exons.
CCCCCCCCCCCCCCCCCUAGCUCACCGCCCUCCCGCCGCGAGACCCAAGCCCGACAAUCUCGUCGUCGCGCGCUUGCGCCGUUCUGCAGUGCAACCUCUGCGUCUUCGAAUUGAAUCCAGGUCUCUGCAGGAGGGUGGAGAGGAGGAAGAGGUGGAGGUUUGUGACAGGAUUUGCCCAGCCCAAUGGUUCCGUCCGAGAGGGGGAGCGUCGCCACCGCCGUCAGCACUCCUGCCGCCGACAAGCUGCUCCAUGGGCCUAUCUCUGGCAAGAAGAAGUGCAAGAAACCAUCCCCGAGGAAGAUUCAUAAGGCUGAGAGGGAGAAGCUUAAACGAGACCACCUAAAUGAUCUCUUCGUCGAGCUGGGUAAUAUGCUAGAAGCAGAUAGACAGAACAAUGGGAAGGCAUGCAUACUGACUGACACUACUCGGAUACUAAGAGAGCUGCUUGUUCAAGUAGACUCUCUUCGAAAGGAACAUAGCAACCUACAGAACGAAUCUCAUUAUGUCACAAUGGAGAGGAAUGAGAUGCAGGAUGAAAACGGCAUGCUCCGCAAAGAAAUUUCAGAGCUUCAAAACGAGUUGACAAUGCGGGGUUCAGGCAGUCCAGCAGGUUGGGGCCAUGGCACCGCCAGAUCAGACCCCCCUCUUCCUCACCCAACCGCAGUGUUCUCAUCAGAGCAGGCAGUGCAACCAGCCACCAUUGCAAGCAUUGUAUUCCCCUUGCAGCAGCCACUGGUACCAUCAGCAAUGACUGGACCACCUUAUGCUGCACCACCACUGGAACUGAAGCUCUUCCCAGAAGUGGCAUCUGCCGAAGGCCAUGAGCCAUGUGAAGACCAGGAAGCACCCAACCAUGUGGCACGACCACAGGCAAGGUACCCAACGCAAUCGGCCUCAUGGCCUGUAAGCCUGUUCUCUGGCCUUCCAGGAAUGGAAGAUGAACAGUGCAGUAGCAGCACAACCGGCAGCAGCAAGACGGCUAGCACAGAUAUAGAAUGAGUGGAUCAGCUCCGACAAUCAAAGAGUUUCUGUUUUGAGUCUAGUGGGUGUACUGACAGCACAAGCUGUGUGCAUGUAAAUAUGAACCUCCUUUUUGGAUCUCAGAAUGAUAGAUUAUACUCUAAUGGAAAUACCGAAAUAGUACCCUCCCAUUGCAAUCUUUGUUAA